Molecule: messenger RNA, 522 nt
Organism: Thamnophis elegans (Western terrestrial garter snake)
Lineage: Eukaryota; Metazoa; Chordata; Lepidosauria; Squamata; Natricidae
Product: avidin-like
Exons: 3
Coding region: 37-360 (107 amino acids)
Molecular function (GO): biotin binding
Source: RefSeq, a predicted model, not a curated record
CUGACUGGCAACUGGGUGAGUGACCAGGGCUCCAGGAUGGUCAUCUCGGACAGCAACAAUUCCGGGGUGUUCAGCGGCUCCUAUCUGACCGCCGUGGCUGCCACCGACAACACCAUCCGGGCUUCCCCUCUGCAGGGCAUCCAGCACCAGGCGGACCAGCAGGCCCAGCCCACCUUCGGCUUCACGGUCAACUGGAACUUCUCCGAGUCCACCACCGUCUUUGUGGGUCAGUGUUUCCUGGACGAGGAUGGAGAGGAGCAGCUGAAGACCACCUGGCUGCUGCGUGUGGAGGUGGGGUCCGUGGCAGAGGACUGGGGGGCAACCCGGGUUGGCAAGGACACUUUCUACCGCACCAAGUGAGAGGGUGAAGAGAGCCAGGUUCCCGUGGUUUCUGCCUGGGGACGGGGGUGAGCCUUCCUGCCUCACCCAUCAGCCACUCUUCUCCAAUAAAAUGUUUUCCCGAGCAGCAUCAGCCUCCCUGGUCUUUCAGAAGCUCCCCGGGUGCCAGUCUGCAGGCUUCCC